Molecule: messenger RNA, 1392 nt
Organism: Eimeria maxima
Lineage: Eukaryota; Apicomplexa; Conoidasida; Eucoccidiorida; Eimeriidae
Exons: 4
Coding region: 1-1392 (463 amino acids)
Biological process (GO): mRNA splicing, via spliceosome
Cellular component (GO): post-mRNA release spliceosomal complex
Molecular function (GO): RNA lariat debranching enzyme activator activity; RNA binding
Source: RefSeq, a predicted model, not a curated record
AUGCGUCUAAUCUCCUUGGGGGUGGUGGGAGAAAAAGGUCCCAAUGUAAAGGCAUUCCAUGCUCUCCAGCUGCGGCCCAUCACACACAUGCUGAAGCAGGUGCAGCAGAAUGAGCAGCAUCAGCUGGAGGGUCAUCUGAAAACACAAGGGGAGACGAAGCAAGAGGAGCCCGGUUGCUCUGCAGCUGCAAAAGACGCAGCUGAGGAAGCCCGUGCUGCGCUGUUCUAUGUUCCCCUCGAGUGUAACAGCCCCAACCCAUUCGUGUGUGCUAGCCGGCAGGGGUUAUUGCCGCUCCAUGCUCCACCUACAGAGGAACCUUCAACAACCCCCAUGCAGCUGUCUCCAUCACCUGUUGCCGGCUUCCAGGGGCCACAGCGGCCUUUCAAGCGACCUCGAGAAACGGGUGUAGUGCUUGUUGAGAACCUGCCCUAUGCAGUCACAGACGAGGGCCCUCUGAAGGCUGCCAUGGAACAAUUUGGAGCCGUGAAAUUCGUGUUCAUGCCGAAGGAUAAGGCUGAUCCAACAAGAGGAACAGGGAAAGCAUUUGUGGUGUACGUCGACCCCAAGUGCGCCGCUAAAGCAACGGAAGCGUCUGGGCAGCUGGAAGGAGGAGGCCGCCCUCUUCGGUUUCGCUUGUAUUACGACAAGAUUCCCUUCGAUAGACCUGCUGGAGAGAAGCGGGUGAAGUGCAGCGAUGUGAUCGCCACAGAGCCGCAUGCAGACUGCUGGUUUUGCCUGGCGAAUCCUCAGGUUGAAAAACAUAUGAUUGUAGACAUUGCGGAACGUCUGUACACUGCAGUACCCAAGGGGGGACUCACCUCUUUCCACAUGCUUUUUAUCCCUAUUGCUCAUUUGCCGUCUCUAGCCUAUGCUGACUCAGAAACUCGCAGAGAGGCAGCUGAACUAGUUGCAGCCGCUCGCAAAGCCUUCCACAAACAAAACCUGGACUUGGUCGUGUACGAGCGGUAUGUUCCAAUGAAGACCACCAAGGCGAUGCACUGCCAGCUGCAGGCCAUUCCCUGCGACCGUUAUCAGUCCCUGCGAUCGGGGGAAUUGUUCGAGAAGCGGGCGCGGCGGGCCGGCCUUUCGCUGCAAAAACUUCCCAGCUCUUCGGAUAUAACUGCGCUGUCUGAGUUGGCAAGGGACCCGGACUUGGGGUAUUUCUAUUUGGAGUUACCGGGCGUCUGCACUGCACGAGGCCAAACAAUUGAGAGGUACAUACACGUACAGUCUGGAAGAGAUAGCGGGAAGAUUCCCAUGAACUUCGGAAGGGAAGUUAUGGCGGAGUUGUUAGGAGAGACGGACAAAGUCAACUGGCAGAGUUGUCUUGUCCCAAAGGACCAAGAGGCGAGGCUAGCUGCUGAGCUCCGUCAAAUUGUGACAGCCAGCUAG